ACAUACAAGUUUAUGAUACGUGGUGAGAUCAUUACACACUUCGAUUGCAUGUUUACAAACCAACUGGGCUGUUUGCACAUAGAUUGCAGGUCUCUGCUGCUUUACCUUGCAAAUACACCCAUGUUUACAUUUGCUCCACACUGACAAUGGUCACUAUGGGUUACCUUGACUCACAACACAGGUAACCAAUCAGAACUCACAGUGGGGGCAGUUCUCUGGAAAAAAGAGGAAGCAAUAACUGGCAAGGUCUGAAGGGAAGAAGAAGAAGAAAAUCAACACGAUCCACACUGAUCAAAAGCCUCUGUGGCUUUUUCAUUGGUGUCUGGGAAUUAAUAAGAGGAAACUGAUCAGAGGUCCGUAAGCAGAUGAAGGUUCGGUUUGCCAAAAAGGAUGAGAACCACUUCCGUUCUUCUUCUGGAUCCUCCAGGCAGCUGCAGCUCUGCCACAUACAGACACAAACUAUAAACACAAGGUUCAGUCAGACCACAGGACAGUUUGCAGCAGCCCCCCCCCCCCCACCACCACUUCCUCAUCGAGAGCGAAAGCGCGUUUCCUGUGACGCCUCUGUCUCUCUGGUCAGUUGGUUUACUCACGUCACUCUUGCACUGUUGAAUUGUGCUGCAUAGAAAGAGACCGGCCUCAUCAUAUGCUGGGGACCCUGGAUCGUUCAGGACACAGAAACACACCGGACCUCAACUAACAGACUUCAGAGGAAAGCUGCGAUGCCGUUUUCACCCAGUUAAGGUUGUGUGGGGGAUUGAGAUUGUCAGCCAUGCUGCAGCAGUCAGACCUCAUUUUUGACUUUGCCAGUGACCAUGUCAAUAUGUCACAGUUGGGCAGUUACUCAGAUUACCCUUCAGUGAUUGUGGAGCAGCUGCCCCAUUCACACCUGCUCUCAUAUGGAGGUCUGACGUAUGAACAGUCGCAGACGGACCAUCACCAGCCGCUGCUCAAAGUGGAGCAAUGUGAAAGUGGAGAGGAGGAGACCAUGGAGACGCUUGUUGCUGCCGACUCUCUCCUUAACAUGGACUGCCCUGAUACCCUCUCCCUGGAGCACUACUCAGCCCAGACCUUCUUACCAUCACUGAGUGAUGUCAUCACGACUCCUGUUACCCAGGUGACCGUGUUAGCGGAUCGGAUGGUGGGAGCCUUUGACGAGCCACAAUGGCCCUCGUUGCACACAAACAAGCCUGCGGCACAGCUGCAGUCCAAAAAGAGAGGGAGAAAAGUUCGACAUAGAAGAGCGGAGUCUCCCACACCGGACAUUAUAGUGAAGAAGGACAAAUACAACAAAGGAGGAAACACACUGUACCUGUGGCAGUUCCUGAUGGAGUUGCUGCAGGACCGACAGGUGUGCCCCCGCUACAUUAAGUGGACCAAUCCUCACGCAGGAAUCUUCAAGUUGGUCAACUCCAAAGCAGUGGCCAGACUCUGGGGCAAACACAAGAACAAGCCGGACAUGAACUAUGAGACGAUGGGCAGAGCGCUGAGGUACUACUACCAAAGAGGCAUCCUAAAUAAAGUUGAAGGCCAGCGUCUUGUCUACCAGUUCACCUCGCUGCCCAAAGAUAUGAUUUAUAUCACAGAUGGCGAUGGCAUCAAAGUGGAAGACGACGACGAUCACGACGACAUAAGCGGCAACGAUGAGGCCGCGAGUGAUGACUCGGAUGCCAGCACCGUACCGUCUAGUGAACAGUCAAUUGAGGAGGAAGACGACUCGCCCCCUCCGCAGAAAAAAACGCCCGUGUGCUCAUUUCGAGGCCCCGCCUCUCGGCGGGCCAAGUCGGCAACGCGGCCCGCAGGCCAGCGCAAGACCGUCCUGAGGCCCGCCAGCGCCAGCUUGAUCCAGGAGCAGCACUUGCCUAUUGUGUCCGCGGAGAUGCUACGGACCCUGCAGAACCUGCCAAAAGUCCAAUCCCUGCAGGGGCCACGCCUCGGCCACGCCUCGGUCUUCAAAACGGCCCAGCUGCUGGGGAGUCUGUGCGAGCGGCAGGCCGCCGCGGAGACGGCUUUGGACGGCGAGUGUGCUCACGAGACGCCCAAUGGAAAGUCGCACCCAGGACCCAAAAGUUCCAGAAUGGAGGCUCCACAGCUGGUGCCCUUUACUAGCUUUCAUCAGUAAAAAACAAAUAAAAAGCCAUCGCGUCCCUCCCCCCCGCCGCCAGAAACACACACACACAUACACACUCACUCCACUGACUGAGGACCAGCUACAGAGCUGCGCCAAUGUCUGCACACAUGGGUAUUGGUCUAGGAUUGUUUUUGUAUUUUAGAUUAUAUUAUGAUAUUGUAUAACUAAAGCAAUUCGAGAUCACUGCUUCCUCUCGGAGUUGGCAGCCAACCCACAACAUCUAGCAGUUUUCUUUCUAGAGCUUCUAAAGCUCAUGUGCUUUGGCUCAGCCUUCUGUCAUGCUCUCCAGCGUUUGACCACGCACGACACCAAAGACAGACAUGCACUGGAAUCUACAACCUCUCUGCACCUUUUGCAGAUACACCCUCUGCUUGCACUUCACCUCCCGCUGUCACGGAGCAAAUUGUCCGAUAAGUACACUGUGCCUUCUUUCUCUGCCUUAACUCUUGCUCUUUGUCACUUUUUAUUGUUUUUUUGUAUCACAUGCUGAAUCAUUCCUCUUGCUCUUUGUCACUCUUUAUUGUUGUUGUUUUUUCUAUCACAUGCUGAAUCAUUCCUCUUGCUCUUUGUCACUCUUUAUUGUUGUUGUUUUUUCUAUCACAUGCUGAAUCAUUCCUUUGCCUUGAAAAUGGCUAUGCACUAAUGUUUAAGCCUGCUGUAUGUUUCUGCUCUUAAGUGCCUGACAAUCCCAGUCCCUCCUGUCCUUGCUUCUUGUACUCCUGAUAAUCAUGAGGUUCUUGAGGGAAAACAUUCCAUGUUAUUGUUAUUUUCUAAGAUUACUGAAUUAUGUUUGUAUUGUGAAAUGUUGAAAAUAAGGGAUCACUGUUAUUUCUAGAGUAGCAAUUGAGCACUGCGGCUGCCUGUAGUUAAUUGUAUCUACUCAGUGGACUUUCCUUUUGCUGACAAUCACCAGUGAAAUUGCCUUUUAUUUAGCUGCAUUGCCUUCUGUAAAGUCCUAUUGCUACUAUUUAGCUUUUCUAGUAUUCAUACUUUCUCCUUAGUUAUUGCAUGUCUCUGUACACAAAUUCAUAUAUGGACCUCUAAAGCCAUAAUAUCUUUAUGUAUUGUGUGUUAUAUACUGUAUGUCUGUGCACUGCUUGACUUUGUGCCUUGUUGCCAUUUUCUCCCUCAGGUUGGUACAAAAAAUAGUUUUACUGCACAGACAAUAUUAUACUCUAUGCAAGAGUAAAACAGCUGGCCCUUAUGUAAUGCAGUAAUGCUAAAUUGAGUGUUUUCCCUUCAGUUGUUUUGAGUUAAACCUCACUCUAAAUGAAAAAUGUAGCUUUUAAGAUUCAAGUGAACUUAUGUGAGGCUGUAUUUGCUUUCUCUCCAGGGAACCGUAUGCAAAACUGUUUUCACUUUAUUGCUAAUUAAGACAUUUACUUGGAAUCCCCUUGCUUAGCCUCAUCUGGAGAUCUUUUGAUACUGUAAGUUUCACUGAUGUUAUAUAAGCUUGUUGCAGAGAGAGACGGAGUUUGUGUUGCCUUACUUUGGUGUGUUUGCUUUCAUGCAGUCCAGAUGUAUUGAAAAGAUAAUGGUCUAUUAUAUAAAAUAAACUUAAUUUUGUUAUUGUCA
This is a messenger RNA of Pungitius pungitius (ninespine stickleback), 3706 nucleotides long. Its product is annotated as ETS-related transcription factor Elf-1-like. Gene Ontology annotation, cellular component: nucleus. Lineage: Eukaryota; Metazoa; Chordata; Actinopteri; Perciformes; Gasterosteidae. Bases 773 to 2122 code for a protein of 449 amino acids. Gene Ontology annotation, biological process: regulation of transcription by RNA polymerase II; cell differentiation. Gene Ontology annotation, molecular function: sequence-specific DNA binding; DNA-binding transcription factor activity, RNA polymerase II-specific. The record is from RefSeq and is a predicted model, not a curated record. The transcript is spliced from 8 exons.